Molecule: messenger RNA, 1469 nt
Organism: Nilaparvata lugens (brown planthopper)
Lineage: Eukaryota; Metazoa; Arthropoda; Insecta; Hemiptera; Delphacidae
Product: RNA polymerase II degradation factor 1
Exons: 6
Coding region: 346-1101 (251 amino acids)
Cellular component (GO): extracellular matrix
Source: RefSeq, a predicted model, not a curated record
UCCCAGUUAACGGCGCGGUUUCAACUGCUAUUCUCCAAGAGCACCUCCGACGUGCAUCCACAAUAACAAGUUGUACUAGACAUUUUUUCAAGUCGUUACAAGGAAAACAAUAACAAUUUUCUGUUGACAGUUUUCUAAAUACCAAUUGUUGAUCAGUUGUGAGAGACUCGUUACCAAUAUGAUACCGUUGACGAUUUUAAUGCAUCACAGGUCACGUAAUAACGUUUGAGUUGGUGGAGAUUUGAUCGUGAGUUGAUAGAGGAGUUUGUGUGAUUGUGACGUAGUAUUAGAAAAGUGUGAUUAUCUCGAGGAAUUGGAACUGCAAGGUGUAUUCAAUUAGGCAAUAUGUGGAGUUUAUCAACGAAGACUGUUAGCAAGUGUUUUCAGGUGGCUAUUUUCAUAACGAUUACUAGUUGUUUAGUAAAGAGCCAGCCUAGAGUACCGGUGUAUUCAGUUUACCAGACAUACCCAUCCACAUCCGCAUUCAACGAUGUGCAGUAUGACUAUAGGUACGCGAUAGAUGACUCUGUAUCGGGAGUGAUAAGCGACAGAUGGGAGCAGAGAUUAGGCGAAUAUGUCAAAGGAUCCUACAGCCUGCUGGAGCCGAACGGCAAGAUUCGAACAGUCGACUACGAAGUGGACGGCAAAAAAGGAUUUCAAGCUGUAGUGCACACCAAAUAUCCAGCGAAUGUUCUUCUGAGCACACAGCAGUUGGAGCAAUCUCGCUACCUCAACCCCGAACCAGAGAUCAACCUGAGACUGGCGAAUCCGCCUCCUUUGGAGCCUUACCAACAAGAUCCGGCAGUUGUGCCACCCAACUAUCACGCGAUAAGAGCGGCUGCCAAUCCCUAUCUAGACCGUCUACAAGGGAGAUACAAUUAUAACAACGAUAACAACAGCAAUAGAGGGCAAUAUCAACAACAACCUCAGCAAUAUCAGCAACAACCGCAAUAUCAACAACAACCUCAGUAUCAACAACAACCGCAAUAUCAACAACAACGACAAUAUCAGCAACAACCUCAGCAAUAUCAGCAGCAGCAGCAGAACUAUCAGCAAUACAGAGAGAGGCCACCUCAGCCGCGAAACUAUUACUCACUUUGAUAUCCAUUCCAUUGCUACAAAUUAAAGUCUUCAAAUUACAGUUCUUAAAUCUAUCUGAAAUUAUAGUUCAAAGAAAUUUAUAAAAAUGCCAUCUUCAAUAUCGAUUCCUCCACUAGAAAUAAUUAUAGCUAUGAUUAUAGUUUUGAAAAUAUUAUAGCUAUCGUAUUUGAAGUAAUCGUAGUUCAAAGAAAUGUGUGAAACUGCCAUCUUUAAUAUUAUGUUGUAUCAACAAGAGUGAAUACCGAAGAACACUGAAGAAAUUUUUGAUGAAAUUGUAUUCGAAUUAUAAAUUUAUAUUAUUGUAAGACAGCAUUUGGAAGCGGAAGAUCAAAGAUGUAAAUAAAGUGUUCGUCUUCGUUUAUAUAAAA